AUGGAGAAGCUGCCCGAGCAGUUUCGCUUGACUAUUACGAGAGGGCAGAACUUCCUGGAGUGGUCAAUGGAGGAAAUGCUACAAGCCUUUGAGAAAGAGCUCGAACUACGUGAAGCGCACGAUGCGGUGGGAUCGAAGUCGGGUCGAGAGUACGAAAGAAACGAUGGGAGUUCGGCGUCGGCAGCUGGUCUCGCGAAUCCCAGGGGUAUAAGAAGGGAAUUGUUAGGAAUUAAUACGUUCGGUCAAAAAUGCGUAAAAGCCGAGCACAGGGAAGUGGUUGAAUUAAAGCUUGAACCUCUUAACGGAAAUAAGGUUAUCACACUGGAAGCAUUUGUAGUGCCGGAAAUAUGUAGCAUAGGAAAUAGCCAUGUAGAGAUAGCGCGGAGGGAGUAUAAACAUCUGGAAGGUAUAUGGUUUUCAGAUGUUUCUAAGUCAGAAGAUGAGUUAGAAGUAGAUGUUCUGAUAGGGGCAGACUACCUUUGGAGCUUUCAGACAGGGACAACCAAGAGAGGUAAAUCAGGAGAACCUGUUGCUAUAGAAACAGAAUUAGGGUGGGUUUUAUCAGGACCGCUGAGAGUACAAGACAUUGAGAGAGCGGAGCCAGUCCAAGUGAAUUUUGUAGCACAGAGAUUGAGUAGUGAAGACAGUUUGGAGAGUAAUGUGCAAAAAUUAUGGAGUUUUGAAGGGUUAGGCAUUAGUGAGGAAGAUAAGGUACAUGAAGAGUUUUUAGAUGAAAUAUCAUUUACAGGAAGUAGAUAUUCAGUCAAACUGCCCUGGAAGGAGAGCCAUAAGAAGUUGCCUGACAACUAUGCAAAUAGCUUAAGUAGAAUGAAGGGUCAGCUGCGACGACUGAGGAAAGAGCCAGCAUUGUUAGCAGAGUAUGAUUCUAUCAUCAGAGACCAGGUAGAGCGAGGGAUAGUGGAGCCAGUAUCUGCAUUAGAGAAGGUUGAAAGGGUUCAUUAUUUACCACACCAGGCAGUAUUCGCAGGGAGGCACAUAUUAAUACGGUUCAGAGAAAAUAGGAUUGCUUUAGUUGGUGACAUAGAAAAGGCAUUUUUGAAUGUUGAAGUAGAUAAGGCGGAUAGAGAUUGUUUGAGAUUUUUGUGGGUCAAUGAUAUAGAAAGUGAUAAGUUGGAGAUAGUUGUUUAUAGGUUUUGUAGAGUAGUUUUUGGAGUGAAUGCAUCACCAUUUCUACUGAAUGCAACCUUAAGGCAUCAUUUAACAAAGUAUAACGAAAUAGAUGCUGCAUUUGUAAGAAAGUUGCAGGAAAGUUUUUACGUUGACGACCUGGUCAGUGGUGAGAGUACGGUAGAGAAGACCUUUGAACUUUAUGAUAAGGCUAAGACAAGAAUGGCACAAGGGGGUUUUAGAUUAAGGAAGUGGUUGACCAACAGUGAGGUGUUAAGGAGUAAACUAGAGAUUCACGAAAAAGAUCAGGGUUCGUCAGAACAAAGCAUCAAUGAUCAGGAAACAUAUGCUAGGUUAUCUUUGGGAGCAGUAGGGGGUGAGUCAAAGGGCCAUAAGGUUUUAGGGCAGGUGUGGGAUAACCACAAGGACGAACUGAAAUUUGAAAUUUCCAAGGAGGUUUGUAAUAGUAAGACGGGUUGGGACGACAGCUUUAAGGAAGAGCCUUUAAGAAAGUGGGAAAUCUGGUAUAGGGAUUUGAUUGAGACCAAGGAAAUCACUAUUCCUCGAUGCAUAUACCAACAUCCAGCGGAAGAGGUUUUAGGGUGCACAUUACAUGGGUUUGGCGACGCUAGUAAGAAAGCAUAUUGUGCGGUAGUAUAUGUUGUUUAUUAUACAAAUGUAGGAAGUUAUGUCCGCAUGUUAACAUCAAAGGUAAGAGUAGCACCUCUUAAAACAACUAGCAUUCCAAGGUUAGAGUUAAUGUCUGCGAGGCUCUUAGCGCAGUUACUAAAGUCAGUGAAAGAUUCAUUAGAAAACCAGGUUAGUAUAGAUAAUACGAAGUUGUGGCUUGAUAGCAUGACAGCACUCUACUGGAUAAUGAACAACGGUGAGUGGAAACAAUUCGUCCGCCACAGAGUAAAUGAAAUCCUGAAAUUAACAAACAAGGAGGAUUGGGGACAUUGUCCUGGGGUGGAAAAUCCCGCGGAUAUAGGGUCUAGGGGUGUAGUUGCUUCACAAUUGAAGGAUAACAAGCUAUGGUGGGUGGGGCCUGAGUGGCUUAUUAGGUCUAAGGAGGAGUGGCCGAAAUUUGAGGCUGCUGCCAAAACAAGUACGGUCUUAGAAGAAGAACGAAAGUUUCCGUAA
Dendronephthya gigantea is the source of this 2271-nucleotide messenger RNA. RefSeq lists its product as uncharacterized. The record is from RefSeq and is a predicted model, not a curated record. The coding region runs from base 1 to 2271 and encodes 756 amino acids. Lineage: Eukaryota; Metazoa; Cnidaria; Anthozoa; Malacalcyonacea; Nephtheidae. The transcript is spliced from 4 exons.